This is a messenger RNA of Chara braunii, 1419 nucleotides long. NCBI's taxonomy places the organism in Eukaryota, Viridiplantae, Streptophyta, Charophyceae, Charales, Characeae. The record is from the annotation of a GenBank genome assembly.
GCUUGUCUGUUCCCUAUCCCCUGUUCCCACCCCUGCUACUCCUCUCCCACUGAUGGCCUAAAGGACACUGCCGAUAGCAGUCAAUGCAGUGUCCCUGCAGCAACUCAUGUCAGCAGGUCAGCGACUGGUGGUACUUCCUCGACGCAGUCCUCGGAUAGCAGCUCUUCUCAGCAGACAGCAACAGGCGGCAGCAGGCAACCCGACACCGACAGUACCAAGGAGGCGGCGAACGAUGGUCUUGCAAGCGUUUCCGGUCCAAGGCGCCGAUGAGGCAUCCUACGUAUUCUUGCAGCGUGUUCAGGCCUUCAUGGACCUGGCUGCUGCUGAACAGGAGCGGAUUGCCGCUGCAGCCGCUGAACAUCAAAGACUGGCCGAAGAGGCCGCAGCUGAGCAACAGAGGCUGGCCAAUGAGGCGGCCGCCGAAGCAGCGCAACAGCAACAGCGUGCUGCAAGCACACAGGUCCUGCAGAAUGAGGAGCAGUGUUUCAGCGAACUCCUCACGACGUGGACUUUUGUGCCAUCAGCCGCACUACCAGCGCCAACAGCGGCGGAGCAGGAGAAAACAGAAUUGGCUUACCUACUCAGACACUUGUUACACACCGUGAACUGGCAGCAGGAGCAGUUGCGGCCGCACACUCAGGCAGCAUACCAGCAGCAGCAGAUCCUAAAAGCUGCCGCAAAUGACUGCCAGACACUCGCAACGGCGAUCAAUUAUGCCAAGACCCAGCAAAAGCAAGUCAACGACUCACUUACUGUACGCCUGAGUACGGUUGAAGCGCAAGCCCGUGCACCAGCAGCGGCACCAAUCGGUUCAUCAGCAGCUGGCCAGCAAUGGGGCCCGCGUGUAACAGCGAUCGAAAGUACAGCCACCACCACCACUCAGUGUAUUGAUCACAUCAUCAGCCUGAUUGGCGAGGUGGGCCAGUUUGAGACCCCAAUGACGCUCGGCAGCCAAGUGACGGCACUCAAAACCGAGCUGGGUAAGCUGAAGUCAAGACCGGACAGCGGUAAGGCGUACAAGAUGCCCAAGUUCAACGUAGCCAAAUUUGACAACUAUCACAAGACCGACGCAUUGGCUUGGUGGACCGCAUUCAAUACGGAGGCGGACGUGCAUCACGUUCCCGACGAUCAGCGCCUCAACGCGCUGUACCUCCAGCUGAUUGGCGGCAGCCAGGCCCUCAUGAACAAUUUGGCGUUGCAAAAGGCAUGUACGAUCGCAACACUGCACACCAAGAUUACAUGGGAAGAGUUUGAGGAGCUGUGGCAGACGCAGUUCAUGGUCCGAAACGUGAAGAAGACGGUCAUGAACGAGCUCUACCAUUGCAGCUAAGGCACUAUGCCUACCCGAGAAUGGUUUACGAAGUGGCAGAAGUUUGCUGCCACUCCGACAUUCAACCUCGAUCUCGAAAAUUUGAGAUC